CCCCGCUCUUGGUGAAAUCAACCUUCUCCCUUGCUUCGGUCAACUCUCCAAAAGAUUCUCACUUUGAUUGAGCUUAAGCCUUACUCCAACCAAUAUCCACCUUCAGCCUUCAUCCAUCCCUCAUCGAUCCACCAUUCGAAUUCAUUUCCCUCUAUUUGAGAGCUUUAUUACUCGUUUCAAAUCUCAACCGACUUUCAAAUCAUUUCUACUUAAAUCUCGUCCGUUCACUCGUCCCCUCGCGUCGAUAGACAACACGUUACUUCUUCAACGCGCUUCAUACAGCUUCAGUAGCUAGUAUCAUUCACUCUUGAUCUGAAACGUUCCGAGAUGUCUAAAAGAACCACCUCUGCCUCCGUAAACGCCGAACAGAAGCGUCGGGACAUUGAAAAAUAUCAUGAUCAGAUCUUCUAUUCAGCGCGAUACUCAGACGACUUUUGGGAAUACCGCCAUGUCAUCUUACCCAAACAGCUGGUGAAGUAUCUACCGACCGAUCGUUUGGCUGAGGAAGAUGAAUGGAGAGGUCUUGGUAUCCGACAGAGUCCUGGAUGGGAACAUUAUAUGCGACACGCCCCAGAACCUCAUGUCCUCUUAUUCAAACGAGAGAAGGACUAUCAGACGAAGUGAGUUGCUGAAGAUCCUCGACAACAGCUUCCGGCUUGCUCAGCUCAUCUUCACACUCAGAUAUCCGGCAUAAAUGUACAAUGUCCUUCAACGUAGUAACCCCAUAUGAAACCCAUAGGUCCAUACUGAUUAGCAACAGACGUCGGUAAAUGACCUCAAUCAAGAUUCCUUCGAUUUUCCUUACAGCUCCAUCAUCGAUAUAUGCCGUUUGUCCUUUGAAGAAUCCCAGCGAGUCUUUGUCGUUGUCUAUCAUUAUAGUCUUUCUCGUACUUCCGAAUGCUAGUGAACGUUCUCUCUCCAUGUUGAAUCGGUGUAUGUUGCCUAUGUUUGAGUGUGUUUUUUGAUGAUCAUUCAGACGACCUUUUCUAUUUUAUUUUGUAUUUUUUAAUGUUCAAAUCUGCCCUCUCCAACAAAUAAAGUCACUGGAGACUUCAAGGUCCCUCUUCAAUAUUGUUUGCAAGUUCAAACCCCUGGAUCUCUUGUAUGCUCCUAUCUUGCAUGAUUUUAUGGAUAUGCCCAGCCACUGUUUAAAUGCAAACUAUGAUGCC
Melampsora larici-populina 98AG31 is the source of this 1169-nucleotide messenger RNA. RefSeq lists its product as uncharacterized. Gene Ontology annotation, biological process: regulation of mitotic cell cycle. Gene Ontology annotation, molecular function: protein kinase binding; cyclin-dependent protein serine/threonine kinase activator activity; ubiquitin binding. The coding region runs from base 328 to 624 and encodes 98 amino acids. Lineage: Eukaryota; Fungi; Basidiomycota; Pucciniomycetes; Pucciniales; Melampsoraceae. The record is from RefSeq and is a predicted model, not a curated record. Gene Ontology annotation, cellular component: SCF ubiquitin ligase complex; cyclin-dependent protein kinase holoenzyme complex. The transcript is spliced from 4 exons.